AUGAGCUCGUUAGUGGAGAAUUUUUGCCAACCCUCCCCUCAACUGGAAGGCCUGGGCCGACUGCACCCGUACGGCUCGGGCAGCGGCUCGAGCGACGGCAGCGGGCGGCGGAGGACGCGCCCCCGCGGCCCCCCCUCGCCAACCGCCCCCACCACCCCCACGUCUGCGUCGGACAACGCCUCCGACGCGACCCUCACGGACUCGGAGCUGCCGCUGGCGCGGGACUCGACGCUGCUCGUGCAAAACGGUGCGUACCGCAGCUCAAGUCUUCGCGUGCUAAUCUACGCAUCUGGCAUC
This is a messenger RNA of Iphiclides podalirius (scarce swallowtail), 297 nucleotides long. The record is from the annotation of a GenBank genome assembly. NCBI's taxonomy places the organism in Eukaryota, Metazoa, Arthropoda, Insecta, Lepidoptera, Papilionidae.